AUGAAGGGAGCACUGCUUGUGCUGGCCUUGCUGGUGACCAGAGAGUUGACCUUCAAGAUGCAUGAGGCGGAAGCCUGCCCUGUGUUCUAUAAAGCUGUCAGUGCUGUGAGCCUUAGACUCCCAAGUAAAGCACUGAAUGAAACCUUAGAUUCCAUUGAUGCUAAUGAGGCAGAAAGAGCGGCCUUUGAAAAAAUCCGGGAUUGCUUCAUUGAAGCAAGACCUGAGGACAGGUUUAAUCAUCUGAAAUAUAAGGUGUCCAUCAUCUUCAGUAACGAUUGCACCGGCUAUAAACUGUCCUCGGUGGUGAAUGCUCUUAUAGGAUUUGCUUCCAGUCUGCUCUCUUUGGUGGGAUAA
This is a messenger RNA of Dama dama (fallow deer), 354 nucleotides long. Its product is annotated as major allergen I polypeptide chain 2-like. The coding region runs from base 1 to 354 and encodes 117 amino acids. The transcript is spliced from 3 exons. Lineage: Eukaryota; Metazoa; Chordata; Mammalia; Artiodactyla; Cervidae. The record is from RefSeq and is a predicted model, not a curated record.